AUGUCUUCUAGUAUAACUAAUUUAACAGAGUUGAAUUUAGUUACUAUUCUUCAACAAGCUAGCGAUGUUAAUAUUGCAAAUCCAAAUGCCCAAAGAUUAGCUGAACAGCAAUUAAAGCUUUGGGAAACUGCACUGGGAUUUCAUUAUCUGUUACAAUCAAUCUAUUUAGACUUAUCUAAUCCUUUACAAGUCAGAUGGUUAGCUGUAAUACAAUUUAAAAAUGGUGUUGAAAGGUACUGGAGAUCAACUAGAAUUAAUGCUAUCAGUAAGGAUGAAAAAGCAUCUAUCCGAAAUAGAUUAUUUGAGGUUCUAGACGAACAAAAUAACCAAUUAUGUAUCCAAAAUGCACAAGCUACUGCAAGAAUUGCUAGAUUAGAUUUUCCAUCGGAUUGGACAAAUUUAUUUGAAACUAUAGACUAUAUAUUAAAGAGAAUUCAAUCUCCAAGCUCUAUAUCGGAUAAGAUUCAUCUUUAUAAUUUAAUGAUUCAUCUAAAUCAAAUUAUUAAGUUAUUAAGUGCAGCAACUAUUGGUAGAUGCAAACCGGCAAUGCAAAGUAAAAUGCCCUUAAUUUUCCCAUCUAUUGUAAGAAUUUAUCUUUUUUGUUUUAAUGAAUGGACUUCAAGUAGUGAUUCUAUGAAUCCUGAUUUAAUUGAUUUGCAAUUAUCCUAUAUCACUUUAAAAGUCCUUAGAAGGAUUGUAACUGGUGGAUAUGAUUCCCCUCAUAAGGACGAGACAGUUUGUGAAUUUAUGAAGUUGACCUUAUCACAUUUUGAACUUCUAAUUGAAAACCAAGCUAAUUUUAGUAAAUUUGAUCAAUAUGAAAAAUUUAUUAGAUGUUAUGGUAAGCUAUAUUAUAAUUUAAUUUCCAGUUCCCCAGCAUAUUUUAUUCUAUUUCCUUGUUCAAUACAGAUAUUAAUUUCUUAUACGCAGAUAUUAAUUGAAAAAGCGCCUGAAGUUUAUAAUGAAAAUUCUGAUAUAACUGGUGAUUUUUGGGAACAAACCACUAUACGUGGGUUUUUAAUUCUAAAGAAAAUAAUAAACUUUGUCAAUAAGAAAGGAGUUAUUACUAUAAAGGCAAGAAGUGAUAAGGCAAGUAUUGAUUCAUCCAUUGAGAAAAUUAAUAAUGAUUUCUUGAAUGAGCAACUCAUUAUUAAAUUAUUAGAUAUUCUAAUUGAAUGGUAUUUAAAAUUAAGACCUAUUGAUUUACAAAAUUGGUUUGCAGAUCCGGAGGAAUGGAUUAAUGAGCAAAUGUCAACGAGUUACGAAUAUCAAAUUAGACCUUGUGCUGAGAAUUUCUUCCAAGAUUUGAUGAAUUCUUUCCCAAAAUUAUUGGUACCUUAUCUUUUAAACAAAAUUCAAAACAAUUCUUCGGCUUCAAUGGUUAAUACCCAAGAGGCUUUCUUAUUGAGAGAUUCUUUAUAUUCUAGUUUCCAAUUAAGCGCCUCUGUAGUUAGUGAUAUGGUUGAUUUUGAUAAAUUAUUUGUUGAAGUGUUUUUACCAACUGCAACAAAUGUAAAGACUCCCAAAGACCAACUUAGAAUUAUUAGAAGACGUGUAUCAUUGAUAAUUAAUGAAUGGUCUAUUGUAAAAUGUUCAGAAGAAACAAAAAAAUUAUGCUAUGAAUAUUUUAAUGAUCUUCUUAUGUCUGAUGAUGAUAAAGUAGUUCAAUUAACAGCAAUCCAAUCUUUGAAGACUAUGAUUGAUGACUGGAAUUUUAAAAAAGAUUCGUUUGAACCAUUUUUGAAAAAUGUGGUCAAUAUCUUGUUAAGAAAAAUCUUGCCAACAGUCUCAUUAACGGAAACAAGAUUAUAUGUUUUAAAUACCUUAAGUGAUAUUAUUAUACAAACAAAGCCUUUAAUAUCAAAUGAUCUUCUAAUUGAAAUAUUACAAAUCGUACCACAAUUGUGGGAAAUUUCGUCCACAAAUCCAAGUGAAAGUAUUUUAUCUAAUGCAUUAUUAAGAUUAUUGAAAAAUCUUGUAAACUCAUUGGGUCCUAAAUCUCAUUUAACUUGGGAUAUUGCCAUACCUGCUUUUACAAUAGCAUGUGAUCCUACCUCACCACAAUACGCUUUACUGAAUGAGGAUGGGUAUGAAUUAUGGAGUUACCUUCUACAGAAUUAUUCAGAAAAGGAAGUUAAACUUUCAAGUAAAUUUAUUGAUGCCUUACCAUUCUUGGAAUCGGGUGUUGAAAUGCAUUCCGAAAUCUUGCCAACUUUGUUAGAGUUGGUUAAAAGUUAUACUUUAAUUUUAAAUCAGCAAGAAUAUUUUUCAAUUCCAGUUUUCUCAAAUAUCUUUGGUAAAUUAUGUGUACAUCUACUAAAAUUAAGGGAUGAUUCAUAUUAUUUGUUGUUACAAAUUUGGGAAAUCUUAAUCUUAUCUAAUGAAUCGGAUUACGAAAAAUAUUUAUUGCAGAAUUUUUUUUCAACAGGUAUAUUAACUGCAAUCUUUGAUGGUAUUUUCCAAGAAGAAUCACUAUCUAGUUAUCAAUGUAAUCAAUUGUUACAAUUAAUUGGUAGAAUUGCAUAUGUCAAUCCUAAUGCAUUAAUCGAAUUCUUACAGUCCUAUCAUCAGAACUUACCAUCGUCAGUCGAAAAUAUGGAAUUGCCAAUGAUGGAACGUAAGAUUGUGUACAAAGAUAUGACUUUUGACUCGAUUAUAAAUAAAUUACUAUCCAUUUGGAUCAACUGUUUCAAGGAUCUAUAUGAUCCGAAACAAAAGAAAUUACAUAUUUUGGGUAUGUCAAGUUUAUUGAGAACAGGUUUAAUAACGAUAUUUGUAGAAUUUCCUAAUAUUGCUUCAAUUUGGAUCGAAAUGCUUGAAGAAAUUAAUGAAACUAGUAAUGGUGAUUGUGAGAAGUACCAUUUGAACGACGUAAUUACCGAGCAAAGUGCUGAGUUCUUUCAUCUCACAUGUGAACAGGUAAGACAGCAUGAAUUAAAUAAAAAUAACGACCCUGUUCAUAAUAUUAGUCUAAAAGAAUGUAUUAAGCAAACAAUGCAAUUCUUAGAAUCUCAUCUUGGUGAAAAACGGUACAAUGAGUUUAUUUCCAAUGUACCUGUUCAUCUAAUAGAAAAUUUAAGAUUGUUUUUGGGAAUUUCUCCAAGCAAGUGA
Messenger RNA from Henningerozyma blattae CBS 6284, 3111 nucleotides. RefSeq names its product karyopherin KAP120 (gene KAP120). Lineage: Eukaryota; Fungi; Ascomycota; Saccharomycetes; Saccharomycetales; Saccharomycetaceae. The transcript has a single exon. Gene Ontology annotation, cellular component: nuclear envelope; cytosol. Gene Ontology annotation, biological process: protein import into nucleus. The coding region runs from base 1 to 3111 and encodes 1036 amino acids. Gene Ontology annotation, molecular function: small GTPase binding. The record is from RefSeq and is a predicted model, not a curated record.